Molecule: messenger RNA, 887 nt
Organism: Nicotiana tabacum (common tobacco)
Lineage: Eukaryota; Viridiplantae; Streptophyta; Magnoliopsida; Solanales; Solanaceae
Source: RefSeq, a predicted model, not a curated record
AUGAAUGGGAAUGGUGUAGAGGAAGAAACGGCCUUUGAAAUUGGCGUGGUGGUUCCGAAGAGCAGUGACUGCAUUGAGGUUCUCGUUGAAGAGUUUCGAAAAGCGGGAUUAAUUGUUGACAGAGUUGUUGGCCUUCAGAAUGAAUUCAUCAGGUUGGGAGCGCCAAUUGAAACUCUUGGCAAGGCUGCAGCAGAGUUGCAAUUGAAGAAACGGACUCAUAUCGGUGAUAAUCAUGAAAUCUUUCUUCAGCUUUUGCUUAAUUCUGAGCACACAAUUUUGGUUUCAGGAGUGGAUUUGCAAUUUCACUGGGAUGAGGUUGAAGCAUUUGAAAGGCAGCCAGAUGGCUCGUUGUUUAGUUGGUUUGAACGCUACUGUUGCUACCGCCACAUAAUAUAUGGGAUUGUGAACACAAGCACCUCAACAGUUGUAUUAAAGUCUGAUGGAAUUGAAGUGCACUGGGAGCCAGGAAAGCCUCUUUUGCGAAUAUUGGAGUCAGUGGGCAUUGUUAAAGAAGUGUUCCCUGUGCAUGAUGAAAAAAAGACGAAGCAGCUUCUAAGAAGUUGGGCAUUGAACUGGUGGGACUUCACUGUGCAGCCUAUAGAUGAUAUAUGUAACUAUUAUGGCACGAAGAUAGCUUCCUAUUUUGCGUUUCUUGGGAUGUACACAAAAUGGAUACUUUUUCCAGCUGCGUUUGGACUUACAGUGCAGUUAGUGGAUUUUGGGUCAUUGCAGUUGUUUGUCCUUUCAGCUUUCUUCAUAAGCAUAGUUUCUUGGGCUGUGUUAUUUUUGCAAUUCUGGAAGCGUAAAAACUCCGCGCUUCUUGUCAGGUGGCAGAUGAAUUAUCCGGCUGGUGUAGACAAUGGUUCUAGAUUGUUGGAAGGUGAAUG